UUUCCCGCCCAGCCCGACGAUGGAAAUAUUUCACACUCUCACUCUUCCAGGAGGGCGCAGCAGAGGGCAGGCGUGGCGCAGCGCGGAAAACGAUGGCGGCAUUUGAUGCGAUGGCGCCAAUGGCGCGGCUGGAGGCGCUGGACGAAGAUCAGGUCAGGGUAGCCAUCGCAUCGCAGCGCAUUGGAUACCAGGUCGUUUGAUCCAGGUUUGACGAUUCGGUGAGGAGGAAGCACGGCACACGGAUUAGGGUAUAGGGUUUUGGAGAGAGCGAGCGAUCGAGAAUGAACGGGCGCCAUUGCUACGCUGAGCUCAUCCUCCUGGCACAGAACAGGUACCAAAACUUGGCUUUGUCUCUUCCUUUAUGGCUCAUUCUCUCCGUUAUUAUGAAUGGGGCAAACAAAGGCCAGGGCAAAGCAUACAAGCCGAGUCAAAGCAGAGGCGCUGGCUUGUGAAUGGAUUUACUGUUUCUUCGGUGCUGGCCUUUAAACUUCCACAGCAUAGGAAUAGAGGAAUAGAGGAAUGCUGCUGGGCUCUCUCGCUGAUGAUCGGAGAUAGAGUUUGUUAAGCAGUGACCACUAUCGCAGGGGCUCAAGUUGGAGUUGUACUGGAUAGUAUUCUGGAACUGGAACGCGGCAGGGAAAGUUUUUUUCUUCUUUUUCUGGGGAGGUGGGAGCCAUGGCUACCGUAGCAGCGACAGAAAUCGAGACUACUGAGGAGCUGGGGGGAACAGGAGCAGGCAACGAUAUCAAGCUUUGCAAGAAAGUCAUUUACCAUACUUUGGCAAGCGGCAAGUCCGGUCCUCUCGACCCAAGCGCUGCAGCAGCGAGCAGGGAAAAAAUCGAUGUGAAGAGAAAACCGUUUGUGGAGCAGCAUUGUGGCAGCCGGGGACAGCUUAUCAGCAUUCUUCGCUUGGACAGCGAUCACCAGCAUCCGGCUGAUCGAUCUGUUUGCAAGAAACUGAAGAACUUUGCCUUUGCUUAUGCGACCCAGUGGACGAGAGGUCUCGACUUCCGGAUCAUCUUCGCGUCGCAUUUAAUCUUCUGGACGAGCUUGCUGCCGGCUAUCGCGUUUGGGAGCUGGCUGCAAGUGGAAACUCAUGGCAGUCUCGGCAUCACGGAAGUUCUCGUCUCGACAUGUUUCUGCGGACUGGCUGUGGGUAUCCUUGGUACGCAGCCACUGAUGGUCGUCGGAGUGAGUGUUCCAUCGAUAAUUUUCAUGGUCGCUGCUUCUCGGACUGCGGAGCGACUUUCGCUAGAUUUUCUUCCCUGGCUGGCCUGGAUCGGACUGUGGUGCGCAUUGCUGCUGUUCUUCCUCGCUACCAGCGGUGCUUGUCGGCUCACAGCACAUCUUACAUUUUUUAGUUGGGAGAUUCUGAGGCUUUUCAUCGGGUUCAGCCUGCUCUGGAUCGGGGUUACGGAGAUAGUUCGGUUCUUUUCUGCUGCUCACUCACUGGAGGCUUCGAUACUCUCACUCUGGCUUGCUACCUGUACUCUCGUCUUGGCGGUGGUACUGAGUGGAGCUCAAUCCUGGCGGUGCCUCAAUGGACAAGCUCGUGAGCUCAUCCAGAAUUAUGGUCCCGCUUUAACAUUUCUCGUCUUCACAGUUCUUCCACUCCUCCCAAAGUUUCAGCACAUUCAAUUCGAGCGAGUGGACAUGCCGGACUUUCUCUGUCGGACCGACAAUCUUACAAAGCUAGGAACUCUAGUCCGGCUGAAGAGUGUUCCAAUGUGGGCUAUUCUUCUCGCAUUCAUCCCAGGAGCUCUCCUGGCUUGCAUGAUCUUUGUAGAUCACAACGCGGGUUCCGUGGUGUUAAAGCAUGCAAAUGGCUACGUUCUUCCGGAAAAGACGCCAGGGAGUUGGGACCUCUUCAUUAUAGCCGUGCUUGUUUGCUCCUGCAGUAUUUUUGGGAUUCCUUUCUGCUAUGGUCUUUCUGCACAGAGUAUUGCCCACAAGCGUGCUUUAAUUUUUCACGUCAACGUUCGUGAUGAAGAAGGCCAGCAAAAGUCUAAAGAGGUCAUCAAGUCGCAGCGCAUCUCUGUGGUGAUCGUUUCUAUGCUGUGUGGGAUACCGUUUGUCCCUGGGAUCGAUCUUUUACUAGAAAAAAUUCCACUUGGAGUGAUUGCGGGGAUGUUUCUCGAGAUGGCAUACUCGUGUUUGAAAGAACUAAAGGCUAUCAAGAGGCUCAAAGUGUUUUUUACUGUUUCUGACAGUCGUAAUCGGUCUUCGCUCUGUCAAAGAAGGAUCUACUGCACAACCCAGAUGGUUUGCGCAUUGGUCAUCUUCACAACAAGCAGGACUCCAGCAGCUUUGGUCUAUCCAAUAUUCGUUCUGCUCGUGAUCGGCUUUCGUCACUACGCCUUGCUGAGUAUAUUUACGGCAUGCGGCCUGGCUGCACUCGAUUCGCCUCUCAGCUCGGGUGGAACGAUUUUGGAAUAUCAAGAGUCUACGAAAGCAGAGGUGCAGCCUAGCUCAGCUCUAGUUCGAACUAAAGCCGUGGAGAUUGAAAGCAGUAGCUCACCGCAGUCUCGGGGAAGUCCGUCGAUGCUCAUUAUGCCGAGUAGCAGGAGGCUGAAAGAAAGAUCUCGCAGACGUAACAAAAGAAAGAGACAGACAUCAGGAUCAGCGGCGAGAACUGAAGAUGAUCGUGACGAUGGGUCCAGAGAGAUUAACCAAGUGCGGUCCUUCUCCCAGCAGGCUUCCAGUUUCGACCAUUCACGGGCCGGUGAAGCUGCCGAGUUCAACAAGGACAGUACUCGUGCUUUUGGACGUUCCAAGAGAAGAGCUCUAAACAUUGAGCUGCAUUCCAACCUCUUAUACGACCACGGCUGGCAGAAUUCAUUGACUUUGCUACAUGAAGAUGCUGAUCUGGGGGACGUCCACUCUGUCACACAAAGCCCAGCGACUUACGAGUCUCCUCAUCGACCUUCUCCUGCAAGUUCGCAGCUGAAUGGCCAUCACAAUCACCAGCAGAGCUUGGAGUGUGUCAAGACGAACUCUGACGGCGGCGCCGGGGCUGGGUGCGGCAGUAAUUCAAGUCACUCAUCGUCUCACUCUAGGAAGAGGAAGACGGUACCUUUGACGAGUGCCGGCUUCAGCACGACAGAAAAUCCAUGUUUUAUGCAAGAUCGGGACGACAGCAACUUAGUGCCGGCAACAGGCCGAGAAACUGUGCAACAGAACUAAGGAUCUGAUUUGACUGAGACGGCUGGCAACCUUGUACUUGUACAGUACAGAUUGUGCAAUGCCAAGGUGUAGACUUUGGUGCCGGCUGAAGUGGUGGUUCUGCUGCUGCUGCUGCUGCUGCACGGACUCGGGUGACACUUUUCCCGCACAAAAGAUGAAUGCCAAUUCAAUUCUCGUGAUUGUAUCA
Molecule: messenger RNA, 3370 nt
Organism: Selaginella moellendorffii
Lineage: Eukaryota; Viridiplantae; Streptophyta; Lycopodiopsida; Selaginellales; Selaginellaceae
Product: band 3 anion transport protein-like
Exons: 6
Coding region: 676-3183 (835 amino acids)
Biological process (GO): monoatomic anion transport; monoatomic ion homeostasis; transmembrane transport
Cellular component (GO): plasma membrane
Molecular function (GO): solute:inorganic anion antiporter activity
Source: RefSeq, a predicted model, not a curated record